This is a messenger RNA of Pochonia chlamydosporia 170, 549 nucleotides long. RefSeq lists its product as hypothetical. The transcript has 2 exons. The record is from RefSeq and is a predicted model, not a curated record. The coding region runs from base 1 to 549 and encodes 182 amino acids. NCBI's taxonomy places the organism in Eukaryota, Fungi, Ascomycota, Sordariomycetes, Hypocreales, Clavicipitaceae.
AUGGCAGCUCCUGGCGCUAUUACUCUAAAAGACCUUUCAGGGCAAUGGAUAAUGAAUAAGACUCUCAGUGGAGAUACCGAUACGAUUCUUGCCAUGCAAGGCAUUGACUGGGUAAAGCGCAAAACCUUGUCAUUGGUAUCACUAAACCUUUACAUUAAGCAAUACGUGGCAGAUGGUAUCACUCAUAUUGAUAUUGGGCAAAUGGCAGGCAGUCUUAAAGGAGGAGAUGAUAACCGCAUUCUGGAUGACUUAGAACACCAGAGAGAUGACGAUCUCUUUGGUAGAAUCACACUUAAAAGUCGCUGGAUAAUGGUUAGCGAGAUCUUCGACCCAUUCCUGAAAGAAGGCUGGCUUGAUGGCCAUGAAGAAUUGAGCGGCCCAAGUGGCGAAUUGCUAGUCCAAACUGUUGUGAAAGGGGAUGACUGGCUUGCGGAUGAGAUUCUAGGUUUCUCAUUAGUUGGCGGUGAUAGGAGACUAACUAAGCGCAUAGUAGUCAGAAAAGGGGAUGAUGUAAAGACGGUUAUUAUUGUAUAUAAUUUCUACUGUUAA